AUGAAAAACCUCCAACUUCUGGAGGAAACUACACAGAACCCGCAGGCGGCUAAAAAAGCUUUAGAAGCGAAACCAAACGGAUUGUUGCAAGAAACGGAAGCAGCUUCACAAACAACAUCAGAUGAUGAUGGGCACAACAACCAAAAUGGUGAGGAUGAGGAUGACCUGGAGGGAAUGCUAACUUUACCGAUGUCCCGUAUCAAGAAAAUUGUAAAACUUGAUCCUGAGCACAUCUCAUCUACAGAGUCUGCAAAUUACUUGCUAGGAGUAGCAGCGGAGUUGUUUGUGAAGUCUUUCACAAGCCAGGCAGCAUCCAUUGCCAGAUCCAAGAAGAGAAAGAAAAUCCAGUACGCGGAUUUUCAUGAUGUGGUCAGCUCAGCUGAAAGUAUGCUUUUUUUAAAGGAUCUCGUUCCAAAGACUGUUCCACUAAAGGAGUUGCUCUCGGAGAAGAAAGUGAAGUUGCGGCCUGAUCAGCAAGCUUUGUUAGAACGGGUUUCAUCUGCUCAACCCCAGGUCAAUCCAACAGUACAACAAACACAAAGAUCACUUCCUCCUAUUCAGCCACAAAUAGCAUCUGUGCCGGAAAUCCAGGUCCGUCAGACCGCAGUUCUUCCGCCAUUAGUUGAGACUAGAUCUGGAGAAAAGUAUCCACCCAUUUUACCAAAGGACCAGCAUCCAGAUUCGCAUUCUGACAGCCAGGAGAAUUUAAACGCUUCACAAGCUGAUAUUUCUGAUGGAACAGCCAAAAACACCUUUAGACGAAGCAAAAUCAGCGACAUCUUAGACAGGGAAAAUAAUGAGGAUGUGGAGAUGAAAGAUGCCUAA
Molecule: messenger RNA, 825 nt
Organism: Brettanomyces bruxellensis
Lineage: Eukaryota; Fungi; Ascomycota; Pichiomycetes; Pichiales; Pichiaceae
Exons: 1
Coding region: 1-825 (274 amino acids)
Cellular component (GO): CHRAC; nucleus
Molecular function (GO): protein heterodimerization activity
Source: RefSeq, a predicted model, not a curated record